Hypoxylon fragiforme is the source of this 2100-nucleotide messenger RNA. Its product is annotated as ferric reductase like transmembrane component-domain-containing protein. Gene Ontology annotation, cellular component: plasma membrane. Bases 1 to 2100 code for a protein of 699 amino acids. Gene Ontology annotation, biological process: copper ion import; iron ion transport; intracellular iron ion homeostasis. NCBI's taxonomy places the organism in Eukaryota, Fungi, Ascomycota, Sordariomycetes, Xylariales, Hypoxylaceae. Gene Ontology annotation, molecular function: ferric-chelate reductase activity. The record is from RefSeq and is a predicted model, not a curated record. The transcript is spliced from 2 exons.
AUGUCGUUAUUACGGCGCCGGAUCGCCGCCUUCGGGCCACUUACAUCAACAGCAGUACUAGCAGUUCGAGAUUCAGAUGUACCUUCUGGAACAGAACAACAAGAAGCAGCCGCUGCAGAAUCAACCAUCGCACCAUUUUCUACGUCCUUGAAUGGGGUUGACCAACCUGGUAACAUGUUAUUCAAGGACAUGCUGUGGUGGACGCUGGGUAUAAUAGCACUCACUGUACUCGCCAUCCGCCUUUUCGUGAUAGGCUUCAGCAAACUACGUCAUGUUACUUCCAUGUCGGCCUCGGCCGAGAGACAGGCUUACUGGAAAAAAUCGCAAUGGAGUUGGAUGCCGGGCUUGAAGAAGCAUAUUAUCUAUGCACCCUUGUGGAACAAACGACACAACCGAGAGUUCAAGCUGUCAUCUGCUAUCAGCAUUGGCACCUUGCCAUCCCGACUUCACUCCAUUAUUCUAGGUAUCUACCUAUUAAGCAACGCCAUCUACAUGUUUAAGGAGAACUGGAUCCAGGAGAACCGUUACGCCCUGGCUGCCGAGAUUCGAGGACGUUCAGGCACGCUGUCCCUCGUCAACAUGGUUCCUCUUAUCAUCAUGGCAGGUCGAAACAACCCCCUCAUCGCCUUGCUAGGAGUAAGCUUCGACACUUACAAUCUCUUACAUCGGUGGAUGGGUCGAAUGGUCGUCAUUGAAGCUGUCAUACACACAGUCGCCUGGGCUUAUGUUGCAGUUGCUGCUGAUGGAUUCGAUGGCAUGAAUUUCCAGUUGAUUCACGACAACUUUUACGCCUCUGGUCUUGCGGGAACCAUAGCUCUCGUCAUCCUCCUCUUUUUCUCGCUCUCCCCGCUACGACACGCCUUCUAUGAGACGUUCCUGAACUUUCAUAUCAUCUUAGCCUUUAUCACAUUCGCUAUGACUUGGAUCCACUGUGCGACAGCGCAUCUUCCCGGUGGGCUCCCCCAACUUCCAUGGAUGAUGGCCAUUUUCUUACUCUGGAUGGCGGAACGGUUAUCUCGCAUGUUCCGCCUUGCCUACCACAACUGGUCCAAGAAGAAGGGAUUUACGGAAGCUGUUGUAGAGCCUAUGCCCGGUGAGGCGGUUCGCGUUACUCUGCAUUUACCCCGUUACGUGGACGUCAAACCUGGAACCCACGCAUACGUCCGGUUCAUGGGUGUCAAUCCAUGGGAAACCCACCCGUUCUCUAUUGCCUGGGUUGAUCACCAUCCUGAGCCGUCGUUCGGAGAGAAACCCGAGGAGAAAUCCCCGUCUAAGAUGGAAAAAACAUCCGUUUGGUUUAUUAUUGGUGCUCAUACUGGAUUCACUCGAAAACUAUACAAUAAAGCGCUUCAGGGAGGAUCACCCUCUAUCCGGAUCCGAGCCGCCAUGGAAGGUCCAUAUGCUGGCCACCACCAACUUGAGUCAUACGGCCACGCUGUACUUUUCGCCGGCUCAACUGGCAUCACUCACCAGAUCUCAUACAUCAAACCGCUGAUCGAUGGCUUUAACGACGGGACCAUUGCGACGAGACGAGUCACGCUCGUGUGGGUAGUACGUGACAUGGAGGCGUUGGAGUGGGUGCGUCCCUUCAUGGACCAGAUAUUGCGGAUGCCAAGGAGAAGAGAAAUCCUAACCAUACGACUCUUCGUGACGAGGCCCAAGAACCCCAGGGAGCUUCACUCAACGUCUUCCACAGUCCAGAUGUUCCCCGGACGUCCGAAUGUCCCUACGCUACUCAAGAAGGAGGUCGAGGAGCAGAUAGGGGCAAUGUGCGUUACAGUAUGUGGACCGGGUGCGUUAGCAGAUGAUGUGCGAGCCGCGGUUCGCGAGGUCCAGGACGAGAACUCUGUGGUUGAUUUUGUGGAAGAGAGCUUUACGUGUCUCAAAUUCGUCAUCUGGAACUAUGAGGCUGGCUGUCAUAGCUGCGUGGGAACGGGAGCCCGUGGCCAAAAGGCCUCAUCUGUCUUCAACCUGCUGGUAGCUGUUGGUAUGUCGACGCCGAAUGUCUAUUCCGACGAGAUCGAGUACUUCUGCACCAGAAUUAACAGCGAGCGAAAGGAGAUAUGCGUCUCUCUUCAUCUCUACAAUGACCGAGGAUGA